Molecule: messenger RNA, 860 nt
Organism: Oxyura jamaicensis (ruddy duck)
Lineage: Eukaryota; Metazoa; Chordata; Aves; Anseriformes; Anatidae
Product: vegetative cell wall protein gp1-like
Exons: 2
Coding region: 43-840 (265 amino acids)
Source: RefSeq, a predicted model, not a curated record
GCUGGCGUGGGCCACGAGCUGAGGGCUCCGCCGGGACACAAUAUGGCCACCGUUGGCCGCAGCGUGGCCGCCGGGCUCGGGGCCAGCAUGGCCGCCGGACUCGGGCCCAACAUGGCCGCCGGACUUGCCCACAACAUGGCUGCCGUCGCCGCCGCCGCCACCGGGGGACCCAUGGACUGCGGGGGCCUCAACAUGGCCGCCGCCUUUGGUGCUCCCAACAUGGCCGCCCCCGGCGUGGCCACACCCAACAUGGCUGCCCCCAUGGGAGGCCCCAGCGUGGCGGUCCUUGGGGUGGGCCCCAAAAUGGCCGCCCCCAUUGUGGCCACGCCCAACAUGGCCUCCUCUAACGUGGCCACACCCAAUAUGGCCGCCUCUAAUGUGGCCAUGCCCAAUGUGGCUGCUUCCAAUAUGGCCACGCCCAACAUGGCCGCCUCAAAUAUGGCCACGCCCAAUACAGCCACGCCCAAUAUGGCCGCCUCCAACAUGGCCACACCCAACAUGGCCGCCUCCAACAUGGCCACCUCUAAUAUGGCCACGCCCAUCAUGGCCGCCUCCCACGUGGCCACGCCCAACAUGGCCACGCCCAACAUGGCCGCGCCGAGUGUGGCCACGCCCAACAUGGCCGCCCCCAUCACGGCCCCGCCCACCAUGGCGGCCCCGGGGGCGUGUCCCGCAGGCCCCGCCCCCCCGGAGCCCCGCCCCUUCCCCUGCCCCCUCUGCCCCAAGCGCUUCGGGGCGCGGGCGGGGCUGCGCAAGCACCAACGACGUCACGGCCCCGCCCCCCCGCAGGCCCCGCCCCCUGCCCGGGGGGCGGGGCCGCAGCCAGGCCCCGCCCCCUGAGGCACGUGGGGGGUUGCUGC